AUGCUACAAUGUGUUCAUUAUAAAACUAUUGAUCUUGAUGAGAUAUCAGAUAAGUUGAUAGAAAAGUACUCUAAUUGCAAUUAUUACUGUCUCUCUUGUGGAUUAAAAUCCAGUAGAGCUAAUAGUAUCUCUAUCGCUACAGCAAGAAGAAAUGCAGAUUAAAGUCAUAUACAAUCAGAUAAUGUUUUAGUAAAUUCGAAGGUUGAUGACUCUUACACUCCAACAAAAGUCACUAAGAAGGCUAGUCUGAAAAAUAGACAAAAUCUCCAAAAUUAACAUCUUAACGUAUGCCUAGAAUGCUUGGAUUGCUUUUGCAACAAGAAAAAUCAUAUAAAAAUUCAUUAAAGCUCAGGAGAUGGACACAAUUUAGCAGUUGAGUUGACGAAUCUGACUGUUUACUGCGGAUUAUGCAAUGUGACUUUGUAAUCGUAACUGUAGUUGCAUCAGGAUCUGACAGACUAGUAGAAAUAUGAGGAGUAGUAAUUCCUCAAUUAAAGCAUAAUCUAAUUCAUUUAGAGUAUUAAAAAAAUUUUCAUGACAAUUGAAGAUAGCUAGACAAUUGUCAAGAAUGAGUAUUACUUGGACGAGAAAAAUAGAGUAGCAAUUCCAAAGAGGGGAAUCAUGGUGAAUAAGUAAAACGAUUAUAUGAUUUCAAGUUUUCAUUAAUACAAGGACAAAGCUGAGGACAAAUAGCUAUUUUCUAUUGCAUAUGAUUAAUCUAGUAAGAAAUCCUAUACAAGUAAUCUAAAGAGAGUAACUAUUAGGGAAAGUGAAUCCCAAAUAUUUCAUAUUGGUGCUGGCUUCAGUGAUAUAAAUUCAAGAGUAAGUGAAGAUGAACGAGCUUUAGAGCUGAUGUCAGAAGAUUAAAUUUAAUCAAGAAUUUUAUGCUACAAAGGCCUUUAAAAUCUAGGAAAUAGCUGCUUCUUCAAUUCAAUCAUGUAGUGUCUUAAUUCGUCUCGUAGCUUAGUUUUGACCUAUGUCGUUCCAAGAGACAAUGAGUUUUUAUUUAAGGACAAAAAUUCAAUAAAUGCAGUGCUUAGGAAAUUCUUUUAUGGAAUUAGAUCGCAAAAAGGAGUAUAUAGUCCCUAAGAACUGUAUACUAGUAUUAGUUCCAAAAAUUCUAGAUUUAAGGGCUUUCAGCAAUAAGAUGCACAUGAGCUACUAAUUAGUUUAUUAGACAAUCUAGUCACUGAGCAUGACGUCAUAGUAAAACGUUCAAGAGAAGACAAGCUUAGAGGAUUUUAAAGAAGCCUGAUUGAAGAAGUUUUCGGGUGCUAUUUCAUUAAUACUGCAAAGCGGGAGGACUACCCCUUAACAUUAAAUCCAAUAAAAUUCUUUUAAUAAGCUCAUCAAACGAGCAUUUUGCUCUUGAAGCUAUAAUCCUAGAACACCACAAAAUCAAUUAUCAAGUUAAAUUAAUCAAGUUUUGGAUUCAAAGAUUAGGCUGGACCUCAGGAUGCUGGGUAAGACUAAACCAAGUUAGAAACACCAAAAUUAGGUAAUCAGACCUCAGAAAAACAAUCAUCUAAUUAGCUUCAAAUACUUGGAAAUCAAGUUAAUAACACCAAUGAGAUUAAUAGCUCUUUGCCUAUCGUAACUAUCAGCUAAAUCCCUGCAUAAUAAAAUGACGAAAACCUUCAUACCUAAGUAAAUGAGAAUACAUCUGGAUAGAUGAACAAUUCAGAGAAAGUUAGCAUUAAUGAAAAUUUUAACUAUUUCAAAAUUGAUCCUAAAAAGCGUUUUAUAAGGAUGCCUUUAAUGGAUAAAAUACCAUUUUUUGAAGAAGCAGACUAGUUUCUAUACUUUGAACCUUAAGCUAUACCAGAACCUGAUGACGAUACUCUUGAAGGAUGUCUGGCUUAUUUGUGUCGAAUCGAAAAGUUUCUCGAUAAGACAAAUCUAUUUUAUUGUGAAUCUUGCACUAGGGAUAAGUACCCUGAUGCAAUGAAAAAGAGAUACAGGACACCAGCCAUAAGGCGGUCUCUAAUGAUUGAUCCUCCUAAUAAUCUUGUGAUAAGUCUUAAAAGAUUCAGCCAGACAGGAUUUUCACUAAGUAAAAACACUAAGAAAGUUUCUUUUCCUAUCCUAUUGAAUAUGGACAACUAUAUAAUUCACAGAAUAAAUAAAGACGAUGAUGAAAAGAUUUCAUUUUAUGAAAAUGCAAGCCUUGACGAUAAAUGGGAAGCUCGCUAUUAGUAUAGACUUUACGCAGUUGUGAGCCACACUGGAGGAUUAGCUGGUGGUCACUACAUAGCUUAUACAAGCUAUGAAUACAGGAAUGAAAAUAUGUGGUUCUAUUUUUCAGAUACAUUCGUAGAUAGAGUUAGUGAAUAGGAUGUGCUGAAGUGUGAACCGUAUAUACUAUUUUACAAAAGGAUCGAUUGA
Stylonychia lemnae is the source of this 2385-nucleotide messenger RNA. The record is from the annotation of a GenBank genome assembly. NCBI's taxonomy places the organism in Eukaryota, Ciliophora, Spirotrichea, Sporadotrichida, Oxytrichidae.